This is a messenger RNA of Daldinia vernicosa, 1544 nucleotides long. Its product is annotated as DUF2407 C-terminal domain-containing protein. The coding region runs from base 156 to 1196 and encodes 346 amino acids. The record is from RefSeq and is a predicted model, not a curated record. Gene Ontology annotation, biological process: protein processing. Lineage: Eukaryota; Fungi; Ascomycota; Sordariomycetes; Xylariales; Hypoxylaceae. Gene Ontology annotation, molecular function: protein binding. Gene Ontology annotation, cellular component: endoplasmic reticulum; Dsc E3 ubiquitin ligase complex. The transcript has a single exon.
GGGGUUACCCAUCGAUCCGACCCAACCCGUCGGAUAUCAUCGCAUCACAUCAUAACGGCUUCCUACCUUACCUCUACUACUACCACAUACUCAAUCAAUCUUGACAUAAACAUAAACAUAAACAUAAUGCCAUCCCACCUCCAACAGCCCUCAAAAUGACAACCUCACCACCCUCCCCCCAACAACAAAAACCACAACCACAACCGCACCUCAAACCCCCCUCCUCGCCUCUCCUCCCACCAACCACACCCCCCCUCCUCCUAACAAUCCGCUUCAGCGCCUCCAUCCCCGACCUCGAACUCGACAUCCCCCACCCCUCCCUCACAACCGUCAUAUCCCUCAAGCACCUAAUCCGCCAGCGCCUGCAGGAGCCCAACUCCCAGCGCCGCCUCCGCUUCAUCCACGGCGGCAAGAUCCUCCCCGACAACGCCGCGCUAAGCUCCGUUUUGCGCGCCCCGCCACUACCACUACCACCACCACCACCCCGAAGAGGAGCAGGAGGACUCGACUACGAUGGCAGCACCAACGCCAAGAGCAAAGGCAAAGGCAAAUCCGUCCCCGGCCGCCCCGACCCCCCGCAGCGCAUCUACGUAAACUGCUCUAUAGGCGACAGUCUCACGACGGCCGAGCUCGCCGCCGAAGCCACCGCCGCAGCAGCCCCACCGCCCGCGCCCCCAUCCGGCCCCUCAUCGUCAUCGCCGCUGCUAUCGCGCACCCCGACUCCUCUGCCCAGCACGUCCGCCGCGCCGCGCGGUUUCGACCGCCUGCUCUCCGCGGGGUUUACCGCCGCCGAAGUAAACCAGCUGCGCCUGCAGUUCCGCAGCAUCCACGCCUCGCGCUUUACGCCGGAUACCCUGCCGUCGCCCGAUUCGUUCCGCCGCAUGGAGGAUGCGUGGAUCGAUGAUAAUGGGGCUUCGGUGCCGGCUACGGGUGCGUUUGGGGGUAGUGGUGGUGGUGGAGGAGGAGGAGCUGAGGGACUUAGUAAUGGGACGGAUAGUGAUGAAGUUGGGCUUGUGGCUCUUGUUGAUGUGAUGAUUCGCGGUGUGGUGACGGGGUUUAUGUGGCCGUUGGGUAGCGCGGGAUGGCUUGUACGAGAGGAAGGCAUGGCGAGUGGACGGUGGAGGUUUAUGGUUGGCGUGGGUGUUAUGUUUAGUGUUUUGAUCGGGAUUAUUAGGAGUAUUUCCGGCGAGAAAUAAUUACUCAAAAAGCUGGUGUUGAAACUAUUGCGCUGGAUUGGAAUGGAUAGAUUUACGAGUACGCAUGGGGACGGCGUUGCAUUUGCAAUUAUAUCAUGGCAGGGCGUUUUAGAGCAAUUACGGCAUGAACAUAGAUGGACAAAUUGUAUCACGUUGGCAAAAGACCGGAAGACAAGCAAGCGGGUUGGGCAUCGCCAACGAUGGCGAUACCCCCAUUCACUAUCUAAGCACACACUAAAGAAUCUAAGAUCUCAAGAGAUGGUUACGUCUCGAAAGAGACUUAACGGGACCCUAUUAGGUUCCAUCUCCAUCAUUGAUCUCGAAACAAGUGGUAUCCCUCCCCUAAAC